AUGCUGACUAAAGGUUUUGUUCUGUUCUUGUUAUUUAGUACACUUCUUGCUGAUAAUGGUUGUACUGGCCCUGUUCAGGUGAGAUCAGAAAAAGAUGUAAACGAUAUACGCCAUUGUCAGACAUUUGAAGGAUCUAUUACUAUUCAAAAUGCAUCUCUUGGUGACGAAAUCAAUCUAUCCCAAUUACAGCAAGUUCAUGGUGACUUGGUCUUUGAUAACAAUCCAAACAUGAGGCAGAUCAUACUAGCCAGUUUAAGGCAAAUCACUGGCCAACUAAAAAUACAAAACAAUCUCGAGUUAAAACGACUAGAUUUGACACAACUGGGAGUUGUUCGAUCAUUGGAGAUAUCUGUUGAGCCUUCUUUGGAUGCCAUCUUGUUUCCCUCUGGAUUAUCACAAAUUGAGAGUCUGACAGUGACUGAUACCCUAGCGAAUCGAAUUGAAGGAAUCAUGGCCAGUGAAAUCAAAGAUAUCCAUAUAGCCAACAAUAAAAACCUUCAAAAAAUCAACUUGAGCCAUUUGCAACAAGUAGGCAAUAUGACAAUUGCAGCCAAUGCAGUGAAUGCAUCACUCGAUAUUUCUGCAUUAACAAGCAUUUACCAUGGUGAUUUCCGUAACCUGGAAAAAGUCAUUGGCCUUGAAAAAAUCAACCAAGUUACUGGCGGUCUCUCUUUUGUAGCCAAUGGUUUCUCCUCCCUUGCUUUGCCCAAUGUUACUCGGAUAACGGGCACAUUGACUGUUUCAAAUAACUUACAGCUUGGCAACCUGUCUGUACCUCAUCUUGCAUUAUUAGGAGGAGCACUUUCCUUGUCCAACAAUAGCCAGCUCACAGAAAUAAAAGUGCCUGGACUAGAACAGGUGGAUGGAACAGUAGAUUUGACAGGCAAUUUUGAUAGAGUGGAUCUGCCUAGCCUAAAAGAUGUUCGAGGUGGCAUGAAUUCAACAAGCUCAAAGGAGGUGUUACCAAGGGCCAUGAAUUCACCUGUAAAUCAAACAUAG
Molecule: messenger RNA, 999 nt
Organism: Gilbertella persicaria
Lineage: Eukaryota; Fungi; Mucoromycota; Mucoromycetes; Mucorales; Choanephoraceae
Exons: 3
Coding region: 1-999 (332 amino acids)
Cellular component (GO): plasma membrane; cell wall
Source: RefSeq, a predicted model, not a curated record